AUGGCCGCCGCCACCAUGGCUCUCAUCUCCCGUGCGCUCGUCGGCAAGCCGGCGACCAGCACCAGGGACGUCUUCGGCGAGGGCCGCAUCACCAUGCGCAAGGCUGCUGCCAAGCCCAAGCCAGCGGCGUCCGGCAGCCCCUGGUACGGGGCCGACCGCGUCCUGUACCUGGGUCCGUUCUCCGGUGAGCCCCCAAGCUACCUGACCGGCGAGUUCACCGGCGACUACGGCUGGGACACCGCGGGGCUGUCCGCGGACCCCGAGACCUUCGCCAAGAACCGCGAGCUAGAGGUGAUCCACUCCCGCUGGGCCAUGCUCGGCGCGCUCGGGUGCGUGUCCCCGGAGCUCCUCGCUCGCAACGGCGUCAAGUUCGGCGAGGCCGUGUGGUUCAAGGCGGGCUCCCAGAUCUUCAGCGAGGGUGGGCUUGACUACCUCGGCAACCCAAGCCUGAUCCACGCACAGAGCAUCCUGGCCAUCUGGGCGUGCCAGGUGGUGCUCAUGGGCGCCGUCGAGGGGUACCGCAUCGCCGGUGGCCCGCUCGGGGAGGUGGUCGACCCGCUGUACCCUGGCGGCAGCUUCGACCCACUCGGGCUCGCCGACGACCCGGAGGCGUUCGCGGAGCUGAAGGUGAAGGAGGUCAAGAACGGCCGCCUCGCCAUGUUCUCCAUGUUCGGCUUCUUCGUGCAGGCGAUCGUCACCGGCAAGGGUCCUCUCGAGAACCUCGCUGACCACUUGGCCGACCCCGUCAACAACAACGCCUGGGCCUAUGCCACCAACUUUGUCCCCGGCAAGUGA
Miscanthus lutarioriparius is the source of this 795-nucleotide messenger RNA. NCBI's taxonomy places the organism in Eukaryota, Viridiplantae, Streptophyta, Magnoliopsida, Poales, Poaceae. The record is from the annotation of a GenBank genome assembly.